AUGUGGAGGGGACGUUUUAACACCUUGCUGAAACGGCAAGCACCGUCGUCGUCUGCUCCUGAACUCGGGCAUGUCCAAAGACCUACAUACGCCGCUGUCAGCGAAGAACCAGCGAGUGAGUCGGAGGUUCUUGUCCGUAUCCAAAAAAUGAAGAAUAAAAAAUCUGGCGGUAUGAUAGAGUUAGCGCAGAAAUGCGGAGAUCUCUCGAUCUCGCCCGUUCAAUAUAGAUUGACGGAAGGAUACCUGGCUCGUGGAAACUCGCUAUCACAAUUCCUCUCCACAUUAAGCCAGCCGUCACGAAACCCAGGAAUUCCCGUGGAGUAG
Necator americanus (New World hookworm) is the source of this 324-nucleotide messenger RNA. RefSeq lists its product as uncharacterized. The coding region runs from base 1 to 324 and encodes 107 amino acids. The transcript has a single exon. Lineage: Eukaryota; Metazoa; Nematoda; Chromadorea; Rhabditida; Ancylostomatidae. The record is from RefSeq and is a predicted model, not a curated record.